CAUUUUUGUUCUGGGGUGGAGGGACUGGGGCUCCUGGAUCGAAAGGGUCAAAGAAAACGGUGAUUAUCACCUGUGAGGGGGAAUGGGGGUGAAUCCUCCCUCCUUUCCUUUCAGCCUCACCCCCUGCGACUCUCCCCACCUUUUCGGGGUCUCCCCCCCUUGUUGCUAAGGCCCGGACCGUCAUCCCAGCAACAGCCUCAGUCAUGUGACCGGCAAUGGCGGCGCUGACGAGAGUCCUGGUCAGCUGAGUGUGGAAAUAGAGCGAUUUCUGCUGUCACCGUUGUCCAUGGACUUUCCAGGUCAUACAACCCACAAGUAGGGAGCAGGGAAAGAGAGAGAAAGCCUGCAUGCCAUUUCUAAGCUCUUCAGGAUCAAAUGUCGUUCGUCCUGUCCAGAAUGGCAGCCUGUGGAGGCACCUGCAAGAACAAAGUGACUGUCUCCAAGCCUGUGUGGGACUUCCUGAGCAAGGAGACCCCAGCGCGGCUGGCCAGGCUUCGGGAGGAGCAUCGUGUGGCCAUCCUCAUAGAUGGCGAGACUUCUGACAUCUAUGUUCUCCAGCUUUCCCCACAGGGCCCGCCCCCGGCCCCUCCCAAUGGGCUCUAUCUGGCCCGGAAGGCUCUCAAGGGGCUGUUAAAAGAGGCAGAGAAAGAGCUGAAGAAAGCUCAGAGGCAGGGGGAGCUUAUGGGCUGCCUGGCUUUUGGGGGUGGGGGAGAGCACCCUGAGCUGCACCGCCCAGGCCCACCCCCUCUCCGAGCAGCCCCGCUCCUGCCCCCAGGGGCGCGAGGGAUUCUCCCUCCUCCCCCUCCCCUGCCUCCCCCUCUUCCUCCCCGCCUUCGGGAGGAGGCAGAAGAGCAGGAGAGCACCUGUCCCAUCUGUCUGGGGGAGAUCCAGAAUGCCAAGACAUUGGAGAAAUGCCGGCACUCAUUCUGCGAGGGCUGCAUCACCCGGGCCUUGCAGGUGAAAAAGGCCUGCCCCAUGUGCGGCCGCUUCUAUGGGCAGCUGGUGGGCAACCAGCCCCAGAACGGGCGGAUGCUGGUCUCUAAGGACGCCACCCUCCUACUGCCCAGCUAUGAGAAGUACGGCACCAUUGUCAUCCAGUAUGUCUUCCCGCCCGGUGUCCAAGGGGCUGAACAUCCAAACCCAGGUGUUCGGUAUCCUGGCACCACACGGGUGGCCUACCUCCCUGACUGCCCUGAGGGCAACAAGGUGCUGACCCUGUUCCGAAAGGCAUUUGACCAGCGUCUCACCUUCACUAUCGGCACGUCCAUGACCACAGGGAGACCGAAUGUCAUCACCUGGAACGACAUCCACCACAAGACCAGCUGCACAGGGGGACCGCAGCUGUUUGGGUACCCAGACCCCACCUACCUGACCCGGGUGCAAGAGGAACUGAGAGCCAAGGGUAUCACCGAUGACUGAAGGACAUACCCUUUGCCAAGGCCCCUGCUGUCGUCCUCCACUAGGACCCAAUGGAAGCCUCUGUUCUCUUCUCUUCCCCUGCCCCCCCCAAACCAUACUAGUAGGGGACCUGUCUGACUGGGAAGGGAGUUCAGAGGGGGAGGGGGCAGUCGUCCCCUGUCCCCCAUUGGCCAAGUGCUUCAGUGCAGUGUGAGCCACUCCCUCCUGGCAGAGGCUGAUCUCCAAGGCUCUGCUUGCAGCCCCCACCCCCAUGUACAUACUUCCAGUUUUCCUGCCCGCUCCAUUGCCCUUGGCUUUUCUGGUAUGUGCUGUGCUCCAGUGACAAAGCUGAGAAAGGACCUGGGUGGGGAGGGGGGCUCUCUUGACAUCCCCCUCCUCUAUGAACUUCUGUGCCGGUGAGGGGGAAUCUGUUGGUGUGAGCCCCGUGGAGCCGGCUGUGUGUGUUCAUCAGAUACAAUUCUCCUUGUACCUUAACUAUGUCGUUUCUCUGUGUGUCUGUCUCGUUAUCAGUCUGUCUUCCGCUCUUCUCUGCCCCCCUCUCCCCUGAAUACGGAGCCUCCUUACCCUGUUCUGGAAUCACCGCCAGACUGUAGCUUUUAAUUUAAUAAAAAUAAAGUAAAAUAUGCAACUCU
Molecule: messenger RNA, 2051 nt
Organism: Trichechus manatus latirostris (Florida manatee)
Lineage: Eukaryota; Metazoa; Chordata; Mammalia; Sirenia; Trichechidae
Gene: DTX3
Product: deltex E3 ubiquitin ligase 3
Exons: 6
Coding region: 376-1419 (347 amino acids)
Biological process (GO): Notch signaling pathway; protein ubiquitination
Cellular component (GO): nucleoplasm
Molecular function (GO): ubiquitin protein ligase activity
Source: RefSeq, a predicted model, not a curated record